AUGGCAUCUGCUGGAGAAUCAAUUUUGGCUCUUACCGGAAAGAGAACGACCGGUCAAAGCAUCAGAUCUCAAAAUGUUACCGCCGCUGUUGCUAUCGCCAACAUCGUAAAGUCAUCCCUCGGACCAGUCGGUCUUGACAAGAUGCUUGUCGAUGACGUCGGAGACGUUAUUGUUACUAACGAUGGUGCUACUAUUCUCAAGCAACUCGAGGUUGAACAUCCAGCCGGAAAGGUUCUCGUCGAGCUCGCUCAACUUCAAGACGAAGAAGUCGGAGAUGGAACCACCUCUGUUGUCAUUGUGGCAGCCGAACUUUUGAAAAGAGCUGAUGAGCUUGUUAAGCAGAAGGUCCACCCAACAACCAUCAUCAACGGAUACCGAUUGGCGUGCAAGGAAGCUGUCAAAUACAUCAGUGAGAACAUCUCCUUCACUUCUGACUCCAUUGGAAGACAAUCUAUUGUCAACGCCGCCAAGACUUCCAUGAGCAGUAAGAUUAUUGGACCAGAUGCUGAUUUCUUCGGAGAGCUUGUCGUCGAGGCUGCUGAAGCCGUCAAAGUUGAGAACAACGGAAAGGUCACCUACCCAAUCAACGCUGUUAACGUUCUCAAAGCUCACGGAAAGAGUGCUCGCGAAUCUGUUCUUGUUAAGGGAUACGCUUUGAACUGCACUGUUGCCAGUCAAGCCAUGCCGCUUCGCGUUCAGAAUGCCAAGAUUGCUUGCCUCGAUUUCUCUCUUCAAAAGGCCAAGAUGCACCUCGGUAUCUCAGUUGUUGUUGAAGACCCAGCUAAGCUUGAGGCUAUUCGUAGAGAGGAAUUCGAUAUCACGAAGAGACGUAUUGAGAAGAUCCUGAAGGCUGGAGCCACCGUUGUUCUCACCACCGGAGGAAUCGACGAUCUUUGCUUGAAACAAUUCGUCGAAGCUGGAGCAAUGGCUGUUCGUCGUUGCAAGAAAUCCGAUUUGAAGAGAAUCGCCAAGGCCACCGGAGCCACUUUGACCGUCUCAUUGGCCACCUUGGAAGGAGACGAGGCUUUCGAUGCCUCUCUCCUCGGACACGCCGACGAGGUCGUCCAGGAGAGAAUCAGUGACGACGAGCUCAUUCUCAUCAAGGGACCAAAAUCUCGCACCGCCAGCAGCAUUAUCCUUCGUGGAGCCAACGAUGUGAUGCUCGACGAGAUGGAACGAUCGGUUCACGAUUCUCUUUGCGUUGUUCGUCGAGUUUUGGAGAGUAAGAAGCUGGUCGCUGGAGGAGGUGCUGUUGAGACUUCCCUCAGUCUUUUCCUGGAGACCUUCGCCCAAACUUUGUCAUCUCGUGAACAACUUGCUGUCGCUGAAUUCGCUUCUGCUCUUCUCGUCAUCCCGAAGGUUCUCGCCAGCAACGCCGCCAGAGAUUCCACUGAUUUGGUUACUAAGCUUCGCGCUUAUCACUCAAAGGCUCAACUCAUUCCACAACUUCAACAUCUCAAAUGGGCCGGUUUGGAUCUCGAGGCAGGAAACAUCCGCGAUAACAAGGAAGCCGGAAUCCUCGAGCCAGCUCUCAGCAAGGUCAAAUCCCUGAAGUUCGCUACGGAAGCCGCCAUCACGAUAUUGCGUAUUGACGACCUCAUCAAGCUCGACAAGCAAGAGCCAGCCGGAGGACAUGAUGAUUGCCACGCCUAA
Molecule: messenger RNA, 1653 nt
Organism: Caenorhabditis briggsae
Lineage: Eukaryota; Metazoa; Nematoda; Chromadorea; Rhabditida; Rhabditidae
Gene: Cbr-cct-1
Product: Protein CBR-CCT-1
Exons: 5
Coding region: 1-1653 (550 amino acids)
Biological process (GO): protein folding
Cellular component (GO): chaperonin-containing T-complex
Molecular function (GO): ATP-dependent protein folding chaperone; ATP binding; ATP hydrolysis activity
Source: RefSeq, a predicted model, not a curated record